Molecule: messenger RNA, 519 nt
Organism: Lathyrus oleraceus (garden pea)
Lineage: Eukaryota; Viridiplantae; Streptophyta; Magnoliopsida; Fabales; Fabaceae
Exons: 1
Coding region: 1-519 (172 amino acids)
Molecular function (GO): nucleic acid binding
Source: RefSeq, a predicted model, not a curated record
AUGUUAGACCAAGCUUUGUGGGCAUGUCGAACGUCACCAAAAGAAGCAACUGGAACAACUCCAUUUCGACUGGUAUAUGGGCAUGACGCAGUGUUGCCAGUAGAGAUUCAAGUCCAGGCAGUUAGAACCCAAAGGAAGUAUGAAAUACCUUCUGAAGACUACUGGAGUAUGAUGACAGACGAACUGGUCGACGUAGAUGAAGAGAGAAUGUUAGCUUUGGAUUCCCUACAAAGGCAGAAAGAAAAAGUCACCAGAGCCUACAAUAAAAAGGUGAAAGGUAAAGUGUUUGCUGUCGACGAUCUAGUUUGGAGAGUGAUUUUACCUAUGGACAGAAAUGAUAGAAGUUUAGGUAAAUGGUCCCCUAAUUGGGAAGGACCAUUUAAGGUUUUGCAGGCUUUUUCUAAUAACGCCUACGAGGUCGAGAAGUUGGCACCAGAUAGGCGAAUCCUAAGAGUGAAUGGAAAGUACUUGAAAAAAUAUAGGCCUCUCCUUCAAGAAGUCAAAAUUGUGACAGACUAA